AUGUGGCCAUUCACCUCAUCCCCCUCCCGCCCUCCAGCUGCCCCAACACCCAUCGAUCCCUCACCUUCCUCAUCAGCUCCUUCAGCUGAUAAAUGUCCGGUGGACCACUCCACUCGAUCAGCAUGGCUAGCAGCCCAAGGUUCAUCCGAUACUCCCCAUCCAUUCCAUCCUUCUUCUUCUGGUUCUUCGUCGUCUUCUCAGGGAUUAUCUCAAGAUAGAGUGAUAUCUUCUAUCCCUCGUGCUCCCCCUCCUUCUGCCUCAUCUUCCUCUUCGCAAGGAGGAGGACCAGGACCAUCAGGACAUAAUGUACCUGAAUUGCAGAAGGACAGUGAAGGUAAAUGGGUCUAUCCAUCGGAACAGCAAUUCUUCAAUGCGAUGUUACGCAAGAACCAUAAUCCCCAUGCACGCGAUAUGAAGACGGUUGUUCCCAUACAUAACGCAGUUAAUGAACGCGCUUGGGAACAGAUAUUGCUGUGGGAAAGUAGGGUGGAAGGAUCUGAGAAAUGUGGUGGACCGAGAUUGAUCAGUUUUGUGGGUAAACCUAAGGAGAGAAGUCCGAAGGCUUGGAUGAAGACUGCUUUGGGCUACACCCCACCUUUCGAUAGACACGACUGGCUGAUCGACCGGUGCGGCACGCAGGUCCGCUACGUGAUAGAUUUCUAUACUGGUAAAUCAGGUUCGGGUCAGGAUGCGUCAAAGAUGAGCUUCUAUCUAGAUGUCAGACCGGCCGUAGACAAUUGGGAAGGAAUAAAAACUAGAGCUGCAGGUUGGUGGAGUUAG
Molecule: messenger RNA, 780 nt
Organism: Kwoniella botswanensis
Lineage: Eukaryota; Fungi; Basidiomycota; Tremellomycetes; Tremellales; Cryptococcaceae
Exons: 2
Coding region: 1-780 (259 amino acids)
Biological process (GO): cytochrome c-heme linkage
Cellular component (GO): mitochondrion
Molecular function (GO): holocytochrome-c synthase activity
Source: RefSeq, a predicted model, not a curated record